Molecule: messenger RNA, 330 nt
Organism: Venustampulla echinocandica
Lineage: Eukaryota; Fungi; Ascomycota; Leotiomycetes; Helotiales; Pleuroascaceae
Exons: 1
Coding region: 1-330 (109 amino acids)
Source: RefSeq, a predicted model, not a curated record
AUGGUCUUCAACAUCCUCAUCCUCAACGAUAUCGCCAUCAAUAAUAUCCUCAACGGUAUCGCCAUCAACAUCAACAUCACAUUAUUUGGAGAAAACGCCUCUCACUAUGUCUUCCAGGCCUUGCAACGUACUACUAAAGGAUCGUCGGUCACCAUCAGUAUCCCCAUCGCGAGAAACCAACCUUCGAAGUGCAGAUCGAUAUUGUCUAUGGCGCAUUCUUGGGUGAAUUUGGUGCAAAACUCUUCUCGCCAUAUUAUAUGGGCCAACGGCCACGAAUAUCUGACUGAAAUUGAGAUAUUUACACCACUUGAAUAUCUCAAUUUCGGUUAG